AGGCUGGAUGUGAGCGUCAGUCUCUGCCGCCACCACCAUCAUCAUCAUCAUCACCACACCACCAUCACCAGCAGCAUCCUGUGAGGUGUGUCCACGCCGCCGGAGCAGCGCGCAGACAGGGAGGAGGACGAGACCCGACCUUUCUUUCUCUUCGCCCUGAACAUGGCGUCAAAAUGUCCCAAAUGCGACAAGACGGUCUAUUUCGCCGAGAAAGUGUCAUCUUUAGGGAAAGACUGGCACAAGUUCUGCCUUAAAUGUGAGCGCUGCAGCAAGACGCUGACUCCCGGAGGCCACGCUGAGCAUGAUGGGAUUCCUUAUUGCCACAAGCCCUGCUACGCCGCCCUCUUCGGACCAAAAGGUGUGAACAUCGGCGGCGCCGGCUCCUACGUGUACGACGCUCCCGCCAACGAGGCCCCGGCGGCCGUUUCCUUGGAAACAAAUGCCAAACCGGAGGAGGAGAUGAAAAAAGCCCCUGCACGGGGACCAGUGAAGGCUGCCAGCUUCUCGUCCUUCUCCGGAGGACCCAACAUCUGCCCCAGGUGCAACAAGACCGUAUACUUUGCUGAGAAGGUGUCAUCUCUCGGGAAGAACUGGCACCGGCCUUGUCUUCGCUGUGAGAGGUGCAGUAAGACUCUGACAGCGGGAGGUCACGCAGAGCACGACGGACAACCUUACUGCCACAAACCGUGCUACGCUGUUCUGUUUGGACCCAAAGGUGUGAACACCGGAGGCGUCGGCAGCUACAUCUACGACGACCCCGAGGCUGAGGCGCAGCCUUGAACCAACACUUGGACAAAGAAACCUCCUCCUCCAGGAGCCUCUUUGAUUCGCCGUCAGCUCAUUGUGACUAACAACUUGUACAACGCUCAAAGGGAUGGAUGCUUAGACGUUUCUGUUGUCUUUAUAUAUUGUUUAUAUAUCUAUUUUUUGUACGGAAACGAACCUUUAAAAAUGUCCUCCCGCGUGAGUUUCAGACUUGCCUUUAAGUUUCUCGGUUCUCUUUGCCAAAUAAUUAUCAGCCUCUUACUGUGGUGGAUUUAAGCUCCUGUGUUGUUCUGUUUGUUUCACUCUUGAUCAGUAGAUUUUUUGGACUUUAGUGCACUUAAAAACAUGUACUGUACGGAAACAAAAGUACCAGCGCACGGGUUUUUAUUUUCAGUGUUAUUUUGAACGAAUCCUGGUUCUAAAACGAAGGAUGAUAUCGUCUGUAGUGAAUAAGCGCACAGUGCAUUUUACUGAAUGUUAGGAGGGGGAGUUUAGAGUUCACGUUUUAUACAAUAAAACUGUGUGGUAGCAAA
Messenger RNA from Mugil cephalus (flathead mullet), 1298 nucleotides. It is a transcript of the gene crip2l, whose product is annotated as cysteine-rich protein 2-like. Bases 163 to 780 code for a protein of 205 amino acids. Lineage: Eukaryota; Metazoa; Chordata; Actinopteri; Mugiliformes; Mugilidae. The record is from RefSeq and is a predicted model, not a curated record. The transcript has 8 exons.